AAAAAUCCAAAUUUGUGGACUAUUCUUGUAACUCGUUUUCUGGCACUCUACAAUUCACCUUGUCCUACGAGCCACCACCAUAACUAGCCACCCUCCACCGGACCAGCGUGUGUCAUAAAACCAAUAUGCCAAAAGUACCCCUACCCCCUCUUCUCCUUCUCCUCCUCCUCUUCCUCCAACCCUUUCAUGUAAUUCCACAACCCACCACCACCACCCAAAAUGACCAAACCACCCUUCUCAACCUUAAACACUUCUGGUCCAAUCCACCCUCCCUCAACCACUGGAACCAGUCCUCUGACCCCUGCAGCUGGCCGGAGAUCACAUGUACCGCCGCCACCAUCACCGGAAUCGAAAUAACGAAUACAGACAUCAACGGAAUGGUUCCUGGGAUCAUUUGUGACCUUAAAAACAUGACACAUCUUGAUCUCAAUUACAACUACCUCACCGGAGCUUUUCCGAAAGCUCUGUACAACUGCACCAAUCUGCAAUACCUUGAUCUCUCACAAAACUUCUUUGUGGGGCGAAUACCGGAUGACAUAUCGCGGUUAUCUCCAGAGCUCCGGUUUCUCAGCCUGUUUGGCAAUAACUUCACAGGUGACAUUCCGAUCAGCAUUUCAAGAUUAUCGAAGCUUUCGUCACUUCAACUACACAUGAAUCUUUUCAACGGUAGUUUUCCGGAGGAAAUCAGUUACUUAAGUGAUCUUGAAGAAUUAAACUUGGCCUUUAAUGGCUUUAAGCCAUCAAGACUCCCCCUGGCUUUUACUCGGUUGAAAAGGCUUAGAAAGUUUUAUAUGACAGAAGCGAACUUGAUCGGUGAAAUACCCGCAAAUUUAUCCAGCAUGAUCGCGCUCGAGCUGCUGGAUUUGUCUGUCAAUCAGAUUAAUGGAUCAAUACCAAGUGAUCUGUUCUCAUUAAAAAACUUGACACAAGUUUAUCUUUAUGCGAAUAAACUAACUGGGGGAAUGCCAGAUCCAACUGAAGCAUUGAACAUGGAGAUAGUUGAUCUCUCAGCCAAUAGUUUGACUGGUAAAAUACCCGAUGGGUUUGGUAGUCUGAUGAGUUUAACGAACUUAACCCUCAUGUUAAAUCAGUUAUCCGGUGAAAUACCGGUGAGUAUCGGCCGCUUGCCUAACUUGCAAGAUUUUAGAAUUUUUCGGAAUAAUUUAUCCGGUCCAUUGCCACUGGAUUUUGGGAGGUACUCUGACCUGAAAAUAUUCGACGUUAGCGAAAACCAGUUGACCGGAAACUUACCGGAAAAUUUGUGUUACAAUGGAAAACUUAUAGGCUUGAGUGUUUUCGAUAACAGUCUUUCAGGCGAGAUACCAAAAUCCCUUGGAAACUGUAACACCUUGAAGAACUUCCAGGUUUACGGGAACAGAUUUUCAGGAACAAUCCCUGAUAGCUUGUGGAAGCUUUCCAUGUUAGAAACAGUGAUGAUGAGCGGUAAUUCAUUUUCCGGUGAGCUGCCACACGAGUUGGGGCCAAAACUAUGGACGCUUGAUAUCAGUAACAACAAAUUUUCCGGUGAGUUACCGCCCAAGUUGGGGCCAGAAUUAUGGACGCUUGAUAUCAGUAACAACAAAUUUUCUGGUGAGUUACCACACGAGUUGGGGCCAAAACUACGGAUGCUUAAUAUCAGUAACAACAAAUUUGCCGGUGAGUUACCACACGAGUUGGGGCCAAAACUAUGGGUGCUUGAUAUCAGUAACAACAAAUUUUCCGGUGAGUUACCACACAAGUUGGGGCCAGAACUGUGGAUGCUUGAUAUCAGUAACAACAAAUUUUCCGGUCAAAUUCCAACAGCCAUAUCAUCUUGGACAAAUCUGAGGUUUUUCCAAGCAAGUUAUAACCUCCUCGAUGGUGCAAUUCCAAAAGAUUUAACAGCACUACAAAAUUUACAAACGUUGUUGCUAGAUGGGAACCAAUUCACUGGUGGAUUACCGGAAACUAUCAUUUCAUGGAGGUCACUCCAAACUUUAAAUCUCAGUAGGAACCAACUCACCGGAAGGAUUCCGGCUGGUCUAGGGUUCUUAUAUGAUCUCGUGGUAUUGGACUUGUCAAGAAACAAACUUUCAGGUAAAAUACCAAGUCAACUUGGCGAACAGUUCGUUUUUCUUGAUCUUUCAGCCAACCCUGGUCUUUGUUCAGAUAAACCAUCAUUAGGGUUUAAUUCUUGCAGAUCUAGCAAUAAUUUAGCUAAGUAUGUGGCGAUGAUUGCAAGUAUAGCAGUGAUAUUGUUGAUCCUGUCGGUACUAAUGACCAGAUAUGUCAUUGUUUAUUACCGGAGAAAAAAGCAUGGUUUAGAUACAAAAUGGAACUUCACUGCUUUCCAGAAUUUGAACUUCACAGAAUCCACAGUCUUGCCUCAUUUGACAGAAAACAACGUGAUUGGGCACGGUGGUUCCGGGAUGGUAUACCGGGUUCCUGUAAACAGAUCAGGGGACUUUGUGGCGGUAAAGAAGAUUUCUAGCAAAAAGGACUUAGAUCAAAGGCUUGAGAAAGAGUUCUUAGUAGAAGUCGAGAUACUAAGCAUGAUUCGCCACUCAAACAUAGUUAAAUUGAUGGGUUGCAUUUCAUGUGACAUCUCGAAGCUCCUUGUGUAUGAGUAUAUGGAAAAACGAAGUUUGGACCGUUGGCUGCACCGAAAGCAGGCACCACCAAGCCGUGGGCUCAGUGGUUCCGUGCACCAUGUGGUGCUUGAUUGGCCUACAAGGUUGCGGAUAUCAUUGGGGGCAGCUAGAGGUUUGUGUUAUAUGCACCACGAUUGUGUACCGGGGGUAGUCCACAGGGAUGUGAAAUCUAGCAAUGUGCUCUUAGAUAGUGAAUUCAAUGCCAAGAUAUCCGAUUUUGGGUUGGCCAGGAUCUUAGCCAAGGAAAAUGAGCUCAACUCAAUGUCAACCGUAGCUGGUUCAUUUGGAUACAUGGCUCCUGAAUAUGCUCACACAACCAGAGUGAACGAGAAGGUAGAUAUUUACAGCUUUGGAGUGAUCUUGUUAGAAUUAGCAACGGGGAAAGAGGCCACCAAUGGGGAUGGGAAUUCAUCACUUGCGCAAUGGGCUUGGCAACAAACUGUAGGUGGCGCACCGAUAGAAGAUGCAUUAGACAAUGAGGUUAAGGAGCCCAUGUACUUGAAUGAGAUGACUAGUGUAUUUGAACUCGGGCUAUGGUGUACAAGUCAAUUGCCAACCAAUAGACCCUCCAUGAAGGAGGUAUGCCGGAUGCUGCUUGUUGUAGCACAGCCUCAGGCACGAUGGUGAUGUAGUUGACCAUUUUCCCCUUCUUAAGCUUGAAAUGUCUAAAAAUAAGAUUUAUACUCUAUGGCUACUAAUGUGAUUCAAGGUAA
Messenger RNA from Helianthus annuus (common sunflower), 3343 nucleotides. Its product is annotated as receptor-like protein 52. The record is from RefSeq and is a predicted model, not a curated record. Lineage: Eukaryota; Viridiplantae; Streptophyta; Magnoliopsida; Asterales; Asteraceae. The coding region runs from base 126 to 3257 and encodes 1043 amino acids. Gene Ontology annotation, biological process: protein phosphorylation. Gene Ontology annotation, molecular function: receptor serine/threonine kinase binding; ATP binding; protein kinase activity. The transcript is spliced from 2 exons.